Messenger RNA from Oenanthe melanoleuca, 10820 nucleotides. It is a transcript of the gene JMY, whose product is annotated as junction mediating and regulatory protein, p53 cofactor. Gene Ontology annotation, molecular function: actin binding; Arp2/3 complex binding; transcription coactivator activity. NCBI's taxonomy places the organism in Eukaryota, Metazoa, Chordata, Aves, Passeriformes, Muscicapidae. Gene Ontology annotation, biological process: positive regulation of apoptotic process; intrinsic apoptotic signaling pathway by p53 class mediator; 'de novo' actin filament nucleation. The record is from RefSeq and is a predicted model, not a curated record. The transcript has 10 exons. Gene Ontology annotation, cellular component: nucleus; cytoplasm. The coding region runs from base 90 to 2522 and encodes 810 amino acids.
GUAAGGCGGUGCGGGGCUGCGGAGCAGCUGACGGGACGGGAGCGCGGAGGGCGGGCGGCGUGUGCCCGUGUGCGGAGUCGCGCAGCGCCAUGUCCGCCUUCGCCCUGGAGGAGACGCUGGAGGCCGACUGGGUGGCCGUCAGGCCGCACGCCUUCCAGGAGCGGGAGAAGCACAAGUUCGCCUUUAUCGUGGCCUGGAACGAGAUCGAAGGCAAGUUCGCCAUCACCUGCCACAACCGCACGGCGCAGCGCCAGCGCAGCGGCUCCCGGGAGCUGCGCCGCGGCGGCCCCGAGGUCGGAGCCGUCCCCAAGGCUGGCGGCCCCGCGGUGCGCAGGGACCCGGGGCCGCCCCGGGGCUGCGCCCAUCCCCGGGCCGAGGUGCUGCCUAAGAGCCCGCUGCGCGCCAAGGGCAGCCCGGCCCGGAGGCCGCAGCGCGGCCCGGACGCGGCAGGUGCCGCCGAGGAGAUCGAAGUGCUGGAGCUGGGGAAGGAGGACGUGGCCGCCGCGCUGUCGCUGCCGCCCUCGCCGCCGCGGGCGAGCGAGUUGGGCGCUGCCGACGCGGAGCCGGCGGGGGAGGAGUGCAGCUGGGCCGGGCUCUUUUCCUUCCAGGACUUGCGGGCCGUGCACCAGCAGCUGUGCUCGGUGAACUCGGAGCUGGAGCCCUACCUGCCUGCCUUCCCCGAGGAGCCCUCGGGCAUGUGGACGGUGCUCUUCGGAGCGCCGGAGCUAUCCGAGCAGGAGAUGGACGCUCUCUGCUACAAGCUGCAAGUUUACUUGGUUCACAGCUUGGAUACCUGUGGCUGGAAGAUCCUUUCGCAGGUGCUCUUCACCGAGACCGACGACCCCGAAGAGUAUUACGAGAGCCUGAGUGAGCUGCGACAGAAGGGGUACGAGGAGGUGCUCCAGAGGGCCCGCAGGCGCAUUCAGGAGCUUCUGGAAAAACAUAAGAAUACAGAAAGUAUGGUAGAGCUCCUUGAACUGUACCAAAUGGAAGAUGAAGCCUACAGUAAUCUUGCAGAAGCAACCACAGAGCUCUACCAGUACUUACUGCAGCCAUUCCGAGAUAUGAGGGAACUUGCAAUGCUUAGAAGACAGCAGAUAAAGAUCUCAAUAGAAAAUGACUACCUAGGCCCCAGAAGAAUUGAGAGUCUGCAAAAAGAAGAUGCCGAUUGGCAGAAAAAAGCCCACAUGGCUGUGCUUUCUAUUCAAGAUCUUACAGUUAAAUAUUUUGAAAUAACAGCUAAAACACAAAAAGCUGUGUAUGAUCGAAUGCGAGCAGACCAGAAGAAAUUUGGUAAGGCAGCAUGGGCAGCAGCAGUGGAACGUAUGGAAAAGCUUCAGUAUUCGGUUUCUAAGGAGACUUUGCAGUUGAUGCGUGCGAAAGAAAUUUGUUUGGAGCAGAAGAAACAUGCGUUGAAAGAGGAGAUGCAGAGUCUGAAAGGUGGUACAGAAGCUAUAGCCCAUUUGGACCACUUAGAAGCUGAUUACUAUGAUCUACAGCUUCAGUUAUAUGAAGUGCAGUUCGAGAUCUUGAAAUGUGAAGAGCUGCUCCUGACAGCACAGCUUGAAAGCAUCAGAAGAUUGAUGUCAGAGAAGAGAGAUGAAGUGGUGUAUUAUGACACUUACGAAAGUAUGGAAGCCAUGCUUGAAAAAGAGGAUAUGGCAACAUCUGUACACUUGCAAAAAGAGGAGCUGCAAAAGUUACAACAAAAAAUCCGCCAGCUGGAAGCAAGGCGUGGACGUAUUUCAGCCAAGAAAGCCUACCUCAGAAAUAAGAAGGAGAUCUGUAUAGCAAAGCAUAAUGAAAAGAUCCAGCAGCGUCACCAGAGCGAGGAGGAGUACAAAAUACACCAUACUGUUCAGCUGAAACGAGAUCAACUGCAAGAAGAAGAGGAAAGAAAAAGCUCCUGGGUUAGUCAGGAACGACAGAAAACCCUGGACAGACUUCGUACAUUUAAGCAGCGGUACCCUGGGCAAGUAAUACUUAAAUCAACCAGACUACGGCUGGCUCAUGCAAGAAGAAAAUGUGCAGCCAGCUCAGUGCCCUGUGUCGAGCAGCCUCAAUCUUUGCCAGCAACCAUACCAAUCCAAGAGAAGAGAGAGGAGGUGGAAUUGGAAAAAGUAGUUCAGCCUUUGCAAGUGCAGGAAUCCACAAGCCUAAAACAACUUCAAGAUGUCUCUUUGCCUCCUAAUGAUGUUACCUCUGAACUGCCCCAUGUUAGCCCUUCUCCACUCACCAGUGACGAGCUUCAACCAGAGACUGCCACUGGAGCACAGCUUCCACCCCCUUUGCCUCCACCACCGCCACCUCCACCUCCACCUUUGCCCUCCAAGGAAGAUGCCACCAAAUCCUUAGAGAAAAGUGACAGCUUUGUUAAACGUCAGAGCGUGGAGAAGGGUGUCCAGCACUCUUCUGGUGGCCCACCAGCACAUCUGUUCGAUAGCAGUCAGCUAGUCAGUGCCAAGAAGAAGCUUAAGAAGACUGGUGAUCUAGAGGGCUUACAGAGGAGGAGAGGUGCUUGACAGCCACCAACGUGCGAAAAGAAACCCCAGUUGAAGAUUACUUUUCUUCUGCAUUUCUGAGAACUCAGAGCCGGCAGUUAUGACCAUCAGUUCCACAGGAGGCUUUCUUUGGCAAAGAAAUAGUCUUUCUUUGGCAAAUAACUCAGUGCAUGGAAAAAAAUGGCCUGAAAUAUUAGUUUUAGGUCACUUUUUUCUUUAUUUGUUUAAACAAAUUCUGGUUUGGGCAGAAAGCUAAGUUCUUUAGACGUGCAUUUUAUACUAUCAAGAAUGCCCAGUUCUUAAGCACUUUUUAUAUUUGCGUUAGUAAUGUAUGGCCAGUUAAGUGAGGGGGCCAUUUUGAGCUGGGAGACUACUUGCUGUUAGAGUAACUUUGGGGUUCCAAACCAGCUAUAAAAUGGCCCCUUCACUGCACUGAAUAUCUCAUGUGCUUGAAAAUUCAACUAAAUGGCUCCCUGCAGAGAAUCUUGCUGUGUAGCAGUGUGAUAUUCCAGAAAGAGAAUUCCUAGUUGCACUACAGUAGCUGAAAUUCAGUAACAUGCAACUAAGACUUUUUUCUUCUUAGCUUGAAGAAGCAUAUGUCAGUAGGAAAAGCAACAAGUGAUCACAGCACAAUGAGAAUUAAGAGUUGAAUUCAGUACAUAUUCAAGAAUGUGUUUGUUUCCAUCAUGAUACAUUUAGCAAGACAUACUGCAGCACCUUUUUAGAAGGUCAUGUUUAGUCUGACAUCUUUUUAAAGUAGACAUUUUCAUGCUUUUUUAAAAUAAUAUUUAGCUAUGCUGAACCAAGUUAGUUAUACUUUUAUCAUUUGUUAUAAGAAGCAAUAUUUUGUAAUUUCAUACUUAAAAAUAUUUUUCUCUUUUGGUUUAAAAUGGCUUUUGAUUAGUCUUAGCAGCCUUCUUUAAAAAAGAUCAAAGCACUUAAGCAUACUGAUAAUUGAGUUGUGAAAAUCAUGCUAUUCUUGCUGGUUUUCAUUAUUCCCUUUAGUGGCUGCAAAAAUGUUUGUAUUUCAUACCCAAAAGCCUACUGGCUGAAAAAAGUUUCUUUUGAUUCUGACUGUUUUAUUUUUAAAGGAAAGUUACAAUUUCCUCUGCAGUGAAUACUUAGGACUAGUCCUAAACCUCAUGACUAAUGGCUGCAGGCAGCUACUCUUUCGAUACCACAGUACCAAGAGGUAUGUCAAAACAGAGAUACAAGUAGCCUUGUACCACUUAAAAACCUCAUGUGGUAUUAAAAAAUCAGCCCAUUAGACUUCUAGGAAAGCUGAAUUUUCACUAGCAUUUUGUUUUUACUAGCAUAAUAUACACUGUGUUUGAGAAAUACACAGUCCCUGUCCUUUGUGUUGUGUGGUCCAUUCACUGUUCCUCUUUUGACAGAUAAACUACUAUAUGGGGAUCUGGGUUCUUUUAAGUGGAGUUACUCAUUGCUGCUGUCGUGUAAUGGAACACGUACUGUGUUAACAUUUAUAACAGGGGAUUUCAUGUCUUGCCGUUUACUUACAGAGAAAGGAGCAGGAGACCUUACCUUAGCAAUAGGCUGUGUAAUCUAAAGGAACCUCAGCUCUGGGACCCUUCAGUCUAUUGAAGAUGUUUUGCUGUGGCUGUCCAAAAAUUAAAGCUCUGUAAAACAUCUUGAGAAGAUUUUCUUAACCAUGUUGCCUUACUUAUUAAAGUUAGUGAACAUUGAUUUUUCAAAGCACCUGCGAGCAGUGUUACUGUAGAAUUGUAUAGAUUUUGCUGUGUUAGUUGCCAGGUCUCUGUUUUUCAGCUAUGUGAAACACCUGAUACUGGCUUUCCACAGACCUAAAACUACAUGAUGCUUUUUUCUUACUCUCUGAAUUCUGUGUUACAUGGUAUGGUUGUGAGCUGUCUGAUGCUGUGUUCAUGCAGCAAUGGCAGCAGUUGCAACAUUAAUUUUAAUCAUUUGACACUACCCUAUGCCAUUAGCUGUUUAGUUCUACAUUUGUUUGUAUUUUCAGUCACACCACACAUUAAAACCAAGGUAAUCAAAUAAAUUUUUGGCUGUAGCACAAAACAGAACUAUGAUGUGGAACGGUAAUUCGCUUUAUACAUUUCAUCUGAAACUUAGUGCUGAAUUAACAGUGGUGAACAAGCAACUUUUAUGUUCAUUUUUUCCUUUUUCCAGCCUGCAUUUCAUUCCUUGGAGUAUGCAUACAAAAACCAAGCAAAAUUUCAAGCUGAGGAAAAAUAGUGUAAUUCUAAAGUAUUUGUGCAGUGGUUCCUUUGCACAACAUGUUUGUCUGCAGUUUACCACUGUGUUGUUACCUAAAUAGCUCCAUGCUGUACUGUACUACGGUUUUCAGAUAUGUUUGCCAUGUGAUCUGUCAUCUUUGCCUUGAAAAAUGUGUGCAUGAUUGAUGAAAAUUACCCUUCUUAAUCUGUUUCAUAUUUAGCUGAAAUCUUAGAUUUCUGUAGUAGCUUAGUCUCAAUAGAAAUGGAGUUCUCAUAUGAGCAUGUAUUUUAUGGGCACACAAAAAGUAGUUGUUACGCUGAGCAUAGCAGUAGGUAUCAGUUCAAAACUGCCAUCUUCUGUGUGGAAAAUGAAUGGGGAUUUUUUCCACAUCCUGCUCAAAAAAAAAAAAAAAAAAUCCUGAAUUUAAAUCUCCGUGAGUCACUAGAUGUCACAAUUUAAUAUAAUUUUCACUUUGAUAAAAAAUUGUGCAUAUGUACUGUACACAGGCUAAUGCAUAAAAGGUACCAUCCUGUGCCAUGUGAAAUUUUCCAGUGGGAUGGCUACCGCGGAAAAUGAGGAAAGUUUAGUAUAUUUACAAGAAACUUCGGGAAACUAUGACAGUCCUGCAUUGAGAUCAGUUCCUCCACAGCUGAGAAAAACUGUAAUAAUUGUGUUGGUCUGUGAGAAAUCUUGGCAAGCAUCACUAAGGAAAAACACGUAAACAUGCGCAAGGAAAAAGAGCCUCCAUUAAAAGACCUGCCUAUUGAUAUUUUUCAUUUUAUUGUUGUGGCUGCAUUGUUCUGUUGCUAGUUAUUUAUCUUAAGUAGAUUCAUCAGCUUUUGGCUUUUUCCAUUUUUAGAAACUUCCUUCUUUUUUCAAAUUAAAAGUUUUAUUAUGCUGUAACUGAUUAAGUGAAGUAAAGAUUUGGAAUGCAUAAUGUUUCUUGUACAAAUGCUUAUGUAAAGACUGAAAAAUCUUUUAUGAGUGGGAACAAGAAACUAAAUAUUUAGUUUCUACUAAAAUAACCAAAAUGCAAGGUAGACAGCAAUAGUCUUGCUCAGAAAUUGAAUUUGUAUCAAUAAGAAUUUAAUGUUCUCAUUCAAGGAGGUUCCAGAUCCUUUACAAAUGACCAAUAGUCUUACUUUACUGUAUUUUCAUGUUAGUUAUCUGUCUAGGGUAGAUGAAGGCUUUUUUAUUUUUCUCAAACAUCGCUUUCAAGUUUUGCCUGGUUUUGGUUUUUUUGUGGUUUUUCUUUUUUUUUUAAUCUGACAGUCUGCAUUCGACAUCAGACACUUGUAAAAUAAAUUAGUAUGAUUAUAUAUUGUGUUGUGACUGAAUUGGGGAUAGAACUCAACAUACUUCACUACGUUAUUUGUAAAGAAUCAUUUUGAGUAUAAGCACUAUAUUCUGUACUGUUUAAUAAUAAAGUAAUGAUAGAUGCAUUAUUGAAGAUGCAACUUAUUGAGAAGAGGAGGCAGAAACUUUAUUGGUUAAUGUUACCCUUAUUCCAUUUGUUGCACUGAAUUUCAGAGUGUAAUUUGUAAAUCAAGUUUGCUCAUGCGUGUAAUCAGAUUUUAUUUUCAUUGUAAUGCUUAUGUAAUUAAAUUACCUGGAUGUAUUUCUGGUAAUGAUUUCAUAAGCAUGGACAAUAUGUUGUUGAUGUUUCGCACUACAGAAUUAAAGUUAAGAACAAGCAAAGCUUCUUGCGAAGAAAAGGAGUAACAGAAGCACCUUACUGGGAGAGCAUGUUGCAUGAUUUCAGUCCUCUUGGAGCUGACAGACAGUAGGUCAUCCUAAACUUGACUGCAAAUUGCUCUUUGGUGUAAUAAGCACAUCAACAUACUGCUAUCAAUGCUAUCAACACAAUGGCUAUUUUUAACCUAUAAAUAUACUGUAAUUUAAGUUUUCCUACAAAGUGAAUUUAUAUUUAAUUGCUGCCUAAUACAUAAAUACUUAGAAUUUUUAGGAGGGUCAAGGGAGGGAGGGUGGGCAUGCCAGUAUAUUUGUGGGAGGGGCUGUUGCAUAUAUGGGUCUUUGUACUUCCCAUUCAGUUUGACUAUUCAUCCAAAACUCACAGCUCUGGCUGUGGUGAAUCUGCAACCUGACAUAUAUGUAUUUUUAUUGUGAUUCAGGUCUUCUAUAUUCUGUGGCUCAGAGCUUCAGAAUUUGACAGAAAAGGUCAUCUUUCCAUUCUCAAAUGUGAAUACGUUGUACCUCUGAUAGGGAAAAUGACCAAGCAAUGAUUUUUAUUCUGAUGGGUUUUUAAUGUUAAUGUGUAGAGCAUUAUCUAAAACUCGUUAACCAGUAGUGUGUGCAUUGGAAACAAGUGGAAAGGAUGAAGACCGUUUUGGUGCAUAUAGUCCAAACUCUGCAGCGACUUUAUUCCAGAGACUGUCACCUAUCCAGGAAUUAGUUUGCCAUAAACUGGCUUGAUUUUCAGAGUAUAAACAUAGUUUUGACUUCUGAAUUGGUAAAUAGGUGUUGGGCAUUGGGGAUAUUCACUUAACAUCUUCCAGUGUGUUGUUGCUGUUGCUGUAUGUUUUGAACUUCAUUUUAAGUGUAUACAAAUGUGUCAUAAAAGGAAAGCUAAAGAAAUGCAGAUGGCUGCAAGUUGUCUUACAUGAGUGAAGCCAGCAAAGCUUAAUGAAACUAACUUCUUUGUUAAGCCUGUUAAAUAAAUAAAUAAUGAAAACAAAUUUUCCAUUCACUAGCUUUGUGCAAUGUUAUCAUUAGACUCAGACACUACUAGCACAUUGUGCUUGACUUUAAGAAAAUUCUUUAAUUCCAUUAUAUUCAAAAGGACAUAAUAAAUGCGUAUUUUAUUGUAAACAACUCUGCAAAUUUACUAUGCCUGAAAAUGCUCAAAGUUAUUAAGUAUUAAGCACAAGUAUGUUUAAAAAAAUAAGAUUAAGAACUAAACAAACAUUUCUAGCAAUAUCUAGAAACUAAAAAAAUUUUAAUUGCUUCUUGGUCUUUUUUAUUUAGCGCAGCUUUUCUGCAAUGCAAGUUUAUUGCUGUGUAUUUCAUGGGGUUUUAUUAUCAUGAUUCAGAAAUUUAAGCCUGUACGCAAAGUACUGCAUUCACCUUAUUGUAUGUGCGAUGUAACAUCAUACUCACAGUUUUGGUGCUUUAAAAUUAUUCCUCUUUUCUUUAUUAAAGGAUAUUUAUUUGAUCACUGUCUUGGUUUUAACUUUGAUUAUGUACUAGCAUUGAAAAAAUAUUUUUGUGCAGUUUAGUUCCCACAAAAACAAUUUCAGAUCUAAUUUAUUUCAGUUCCCAUUGCUAUUCUUACAACUCCUCAAAUGCCCUGUUAUGGUUUAAUGGUAGGUGGUUGCAUCUAAGCUAUAUUGGAAUACUUGUUAUUAGGUAAUAUCUUUGUAAAUGAAGCCACAUGAAAAAUUUAGGUAUUGUAGAAGAAACUUGCUCCUAAACGAUGCACGGUAGUUGUGUGUAAUUGCAAAUCACAUCCACUUUUCAUCUCUUGAUCAAAAAACAGAAACAUUCUAUGAAAAGGAGUAAAAGUUUAAAUAUAGAAAUGUUAAAAAGUGUAGCACCCUUAUGAUGCUUACCGUGUCCCUAAUUAGAAUUCCUAGUUGUCUGUGGGUAAGUUCUUCAUUUUAGUCCUCUAGCUGUUUUGUCUUAUUAUUUAUGUAGACAUAAAUCUUGUAAAAGAGGUAUCUUUAUAUUGUAUCUCUUUUCCCUGUUGCUUCUGUGUGUUUGGUGCAGUGCAAGUAUUUCUAGCUGGUUCCUUAACAUGAGGAAACAAAAAUCCAGUGUGUUUCUGGAACAGGAACUUACUAGUGCCAUUAAAAUCCUGAGAAAACAAGAAAAAGGACAUUUCUAAGAGCAACAUGAAACCAACUUUGUAUUUGUGGUGCAAAUCUACAUUGCAACAGGUCUUAGACAAAAUUCAAGGCCGGUCUGGCUUUGGUUUCCCAGUGUCAUUUUUCAUGCCAAGUAAUAAUGACUCUUAAUUUUGGGUUAUGGCAGAACAUGUAAAACAAGUAGGAAAUGUGUUUUGAAAUAAUCGGUUUUUUGAUUGUUGCCAGCUUGAGAGAGAAAACAGUUGCAUUUGUCUGGUCCUAAAGCUCUGGCAGUGUGUGACCUUGACGUGGGUGCCCUCACAGGUUUUGUUUUGCCGGACAAACUGGUGCUCCAUCAGCUGGUUCUGCUUGGCAUUGGCUUCAGUGGAUAAGUAGAUGUUCUUUUAUAACUCUCUACAGUUUCCAUACAGGUUGGAAAUUAAUUUAGUGAAUGCAAUAGGCUUGCAGAUGAGUGAAUCUAUCUGUAGGCAGACUUGAAAGGCAGUGGUAUGCCAUGCAGAAUAAGGCCUCUUGUUUGUACAAGACGGAAGAUGAAAGAUAUAGAAUUAUCUUUUUUUCCUGUUUGUUAUAUAUCGGAUGUAAAUCAAAAGGGCAUUGUAAAUAAAUACUCAGUGGGCCACACUGCCUCUGAAAUAGAGGAACUACUGAUACAUACAGGGUUUGUCUCUGUUCCACAACUUUAUGCUCAGCAUUACUGCUCAAGAGAGGCAGUAGAGUAGGGCAAGAAGUAAAAAUGGAAGGGUAUUUGGCAUAUUGUUUUCCAAAACCUAUGAACUGUUACUUUUUUCAGCAGUUCUUACUGCUGCUUCCCAUCAUAGGGAGAAGCCAAUUGUCUAGGCUUCGUUGUUCCUACCAUUGGAGGGAGCUUAGAGGAAUCCUGGACUGCCACAGUAUCUCUGAAUCUUGGGAUCAGGAAGUCAUCAGCAUGUCACUGCCAUCACCACAGCCGGAGCUUUAUGCUCACAUCACAGAUCACUGUCUAAAUCUACUGUUUCAGAGUUGUGCCACUGUGUUUUUGACAUUUGUAAAGGAAGGUUAUAAUGUCUGUAAACAUGGAUAAAACAGUGUCUUAAACCUUAGAAGUAGGAUGUCAGCCAUUUAACUGUUACAGGCAUCACUUUGCUUACACAAACUGCCCUUCAGCAGAAAACCAUCCCAGAGAGGUGUUGCCAGGAAGCUACAGCAUCGUCACUGUGUAACCUACCUUGCUCACAGAAGCUGCCAGGUCUCUGUCCAACUCUCCAUCCUGCAGAACUGAUCCCACGAAGAAACCUUUCUGCCCUUGCCCCCUUUGCACUAAGAUUCUCAGUCUCUAUUAUUUUCUCUAAACUUUAUGCAAAUCUUCACCGUAGUCAUGCUCACUGUCCAGAUUUUCAUCAGCUCAAAGACAGCACAUCUCCCUUGAACUGUUGCCUCCACAGGAAGGGCUGGUGGAUAAAAACAGGCACAGAUUACUCUCUGUGCUGUUAAAGCUGCUGCCUGUGUUGCUGGGAUUCGCUCAUCAUUGAUCAACCAAAAUUCCGGGAAAAAAAGAACCUAAACCGAAACAAAAGUUAUAUUCACAUUCACAAUGUAUCUGCUGUCUUAUCCCUUUAUUCCUACUGUAGUUUUGUGCUAUCUGUGGGAUGUUUGUUGGAGAUACUUGUGCCAUAGGCAAAUGAUCUGUAUUGCUUUCUUGUCACUCUCCUUACCAUGAAAUGCAGCAGAUUUGUUGACUAUUCUGAGACGUCUCACUACACCCCACACUGCUUACAUAAGACUAAGCACAUUCACAGUCUUUCAAACAAAAGUCACUGUUUACUUCGUUCUUUCAUCUUAACAACUUUUCUAAUUAGCAUCACAUUCCCUCUGUACAUUACUGUUUAAAAGUCACAGGAAUAAGGAAGAUUGAAGAAUCAUGCAAUUCAUACAAAGCACUUAUAGUAACUAUACUUUUUCUUCCUCAGUACUUUAUUUUAAUCUCAUUCAAUUUCAGUAAGAGUGUAACUGAGUUCUCAGCAUACAAAAUCAUCAGUGCAUGCUCAAACUGCCAUGCAUGUUAAAAGCACAAUUUAAACACCGUAACAGACAUUUAUGAAUCAACUUCUUUUGAAGCACUGCAAAAGAAUGGCCAUUUUCCCCUGCACAUGCACUUGCUGUGAGUAAAAUGACUGCUGGAGUGGAUAUAGUUGUAUGAAAACUGUUUGACAGAGAAACCACUGGACACUGCUCUUGGUUUCUAAUGGCGUGUUAAAAAAAAACAAAAAAAAAACCUAAAAAUAAACAAAACAAAACAAAAAAAACC